AUGCUUCAUGUUGUGCGGGCUAUACACUCAUUACUGAAGGCCCCUCCAGUUAUUUUAAGAAAUAUAUCAACCAAUAAUAAUGUCUCAGACCUUUCCAAAAUUCGUAAUAUCGGUAUUUCCGCUCACAUUGACAGUGGGAAGACAACACUUUCCGAAAGAAUUCUUUUCUACACCAACAGAAUAAAAGAGAUGCAUGAAGUUAGAGGCAAAGAUGGAGUUGGUGCUGUGAUGGACUCAAUGGAGCUAGAGAGACUCCGUGGAAUAACAAUUCAAUCUGCUUCAACCUUUACAAUGUGGAAAGAUUGCACUAUCAAUCUCAUUGAUACACCCGGUCACGUAGAUUUCACAGUCGAAGUUGAAAGAGCUCUUCGAGUACUUGAUGGUGCAGUUCUAGUAUUAUGUGCUGUCGGUGGAGUCCAAUGUCAAACAAUCACAGUGACUAGGCAAAUGGAUCGUUAUAAUAUACCUCGAAUCGCAUUUAUUAACAAACUUGAUCGCCAAGGUGCAGAUCAUGUUCGAGUUCUUAAUCAAAUAAGGUCAAAGCUUAACUUCAAUUCAGCUUUUAUUAAUAUACCCAUAUGUCAAGAGCCAAAAAGUACAGGAAUAAUUGACUUGAUUAGUGAGACAGUUGUUUAUUUUGAUGAACCGUUUGGUUUAACUGUAAGACAGGAUGCUAUCCCAUCUUCCAUGUUAGCCGAAACUAAAGAACGUCGUGCUGAAUUUAUUGAAUGUUUAGCUAAUGCUGAUGACGAGAUUGGAGAAGCAUUUUUAAGUGAAAAGCCAUUAACUCAAGCUGAAUUAAAAGCUGGUUUACAUAGAGCUACACUUGCAAGACGAUUUGUUCCAGUUUUAGUUGGUUCAGCAUUACGUAACCGUGGUGUACAGCUUUUACUCGAUGCCAUUUGGAUUAUUUGCCUAAUCCUGGAGAAUGAAACUAGAAAGGUCCCACUGAAACCUGAACGAAGCAGUGAUAAUCCAUUCCUGGGACUGGCUUUCAAACUGGAAGCUAGUAAAUUUGGUCAGUUAACUUAUAUGCGUAUCUAUCAAGGUUGUUUACGUCGUGGUGAUUCAGUGAGAAAUUCUCGUACAGGUCGUCGUAUUCGAGUGUCUCGACUUGGUCGAUUAAAUGUUACAGAAUUAGAAGAUUUAGAAGCUGUUUAUGCAGGAGAUAUUGCUGCAUUUUUCGGUGUUGAUUGUGCAUCUGGUGAUACAAUGGUUGAUGUAAAUAUGAAAGAACCAUUAGCUAUGGAAUCAAUGUUCAUCCCAGAACCAGUUGUAUCAAUGUCAAUUAAACCGACAAAUAAAUCAACUAUUGAAUCAUUUAGUAAGGGUUUAGCACGAUUUACACGUGAAGACCCAACGUUUAUUCUUUCACAAGAUUCUGAUACUGGUGAAUCAAUAGUGUCUGGUAUGGGGGAAUUACACUUGGAAAUUUAUGCUCAACGUUUAGCACGAGAGUAUAAUGCACCAUGUAUAUUAGGUAAACCUCGUGUUGCAUUCCGUGAAACAUUAAGUGAACCAUUCGAAUUUGAUUAUCUUCAUAAACGACAAUCUGGUGGUGCUGGUCAAUAUGGUCGAGUAAUUGGUAUACUUGAACCUUUACCUCCUAAUUCCUAUACAAAAUUGAUUUUUUCCGAUGAAACAGUUGGUACAAAUGUACCUAAAAAUUAUGUUCCAGCUAUUGAAACUGGUUUUCGUAAUUCUUGUCAAGUUGGUCAGUUAGCUGGACAAAAAAUUACUGGUUUACGAUUUCGUUUACAAGAUGGAGAUAAUCAUUGUGUAGAUAGUAGUGAUUGGGCUUUUCAACAAGCAGCUGAAGGUGCUAUGAAACAAGCUAUGGAUGAAGGUUCCUGGUUAUUAUUAGAGCCGAUUAUGUAUGUGGAAGUAUCUGCACCAGCAGAAUUUCAAGGUGUAUUAAUUGCCACUGUAACACGACGUAAUGGUCUUAUUGUCAGUACGGAAGUUAGUGAAUCUUAUGCUAUGGUUAAUGCAGAAGUACCAUUAAAUGAUAUGUUUGGCUUUUCCGGUGAAUUACGCAGUAUUACUGAGGGUAAAGGUGAAUUUACAAUGGAGUAUCUAAAGUAUUGUCCAACUCGACAAGCAACUAGCGAUGCAUUAAUUGAAGAAUAUGAAGCAGCUGAAGAAGCGAAAUUGAUUGCUAGCGGUAAAGGUGGAGCAAUUACUAGAAGAAAGAAGAAGUAA
Schistosoma mattheei is the source of this 2202-nucleotide messenger RNA. NCBI's taxonomy places the organism in Eukaryota, Metazoa, Platyhelminthes, Trematoda, Strigeidida, Schistosomatidae. The record is from the annotation of a GenBank genome assembly.